Messenger RNA from Anopheles gambiae (African malaria mosquito), 10937 nucleotides. It is a transcript of the gene Alh, whose product is annotated as protein AF-10. The record is from RefSeq and is a predicted model, not a curated record. Bases 1341 to 8078 code for a protein of 2245 amino acids. NCBI's taxonomy places the organism in Eukaryota, Metazoa, Arthropoda, Insecta, Diptera, Culicidae. Gene Ontology annotation, molecular function: histone binding; nucleosome binding. Gene Ontology annotation, biological process: regulation of transcription by RNA polymerase II. The transcript is spliced from 14 exons. Gene Ontology annotation, cellular component: nucleus.
CGAAUUGAUUACACCCACUGGCAGCACUGGUCAGCAUUGUCAAGCGGAGAAAUAAAAUGGAGAAUCUUGUGUGAUUGUUAUUUUGCACAACAGUAAGGAAGCUGUUGUCGAAAAGUGUGUUUCAAGCUAGCUUUGGCACGAUUUGCUGACCGAUUCUACAUCAGCACAACGCGCCAACCGUGCUCGGGAAGGAAUUUAACGCGUUUACGGCCGUUCUAACGCGUCCUACAACGUGUCGCCCUGGAAACGCCAAAGCCACCCCCUUUCCGCCCCUCGCGAGCAGAGUAGUUUGUGGGUUUUGUGCGAGGGAGAAAAGUCGCAGGAAAACGACCCGCGCCUAGCUGCAGGUGUGUGUGUUUUUGUGCGAAAGGAGGUGGGGAAGAAAAUUACAAGAAUCAUCAAAUUCGCCGUUCCGGUCCUGCCAUCACGGCCAGUCACGUUGUGUCGCCUCCCUGCCACGCUAGAGAGUGUGUCGCCUGUGUUUAUGUACCUCAUCUCCCGCCCCCACCAGCCCCUCCUUCCCCUCUCCAAAGCUGCUGUGUGAGGUGUUGUGCGGGGGUGUGAAUAAGACAGGGGGGAUUGAAGCGCACAAGAAGUGGCACACAAACAUACAAUCGCGCCCCAUUCGCCGUUCUAGACACACGCAUACACAAACACACACACACACACACACAUCUCCCACCUAGCAUGGAAAACGAUGCACCACCAUUCGUGUGCUGCGCUGCAGGCGAAAGCCCGCUCCAGUGGUUAGGAUGAUGCUGCUGCUGCUGCCGUGAUGAGAAAAGAAAUAUGCAUUACCACGCCGUGCCCCGGAUCGCUGCGUGGAGGCUCGUAGAGGUGGGCAACGUCAUAGGCGUCGCUGGAUUGCGUGCGUAAAUGCGUGCGCGUUCGUGCAUCCCACCGGAGAGCGUGGUUGGCGCAAUGCAAAGGUGCAAGAAAGGCGCUUUCCGUAGCCAUGCCAGCGAAUCUGGCACAGAGACGAUCCAUGCAUACAAACAAACAAAAAAAAACUCUUGAACGAAAAGUGUUUAGUGCGUGAAAUAUAUCGUUUAGUGUGAAGAAAAAACACUUACAUAAACUCGCGAUAAACCCGUGUUCUUGUGUGCGUGCGUGCGUGUUAGUGUGAGUGAGUGAACUGAGUAUCCUGUAGGAUUGGCAGUGCUUACUGGAUUGCAUUUUGUGGCCGUACCGGAACUAAAAGCACCAUCUUCGAAUCGUAUCCGUGCGUAGCGUGCUGUGCUAGCUCUGGUCUGGUGGUGGCGGUGGUGGGCUCACCAACAGCGCGCACUGAUACGAUUUCAGUGGAUGGGAAAAGGGUCUACUUUAAUCCACGGACCAGAAUGAAGGAGAUGGUCGGUGGAUGUUGUGUCUGUUCAGACGAUCGCGGCUGGUCGGAAAAUCCGCUAGUGUACUGCGAUGGUCAAAGCUGUGCCGUGGCCGUGCACCAGGCGUGCUACGGAAUCGUGACCGUGCCGAGUGGUCCUUGGUACUGUCGGAAGUGUGAGAGUCAGGAGCGUCCGGCUCGGGUGCGCUGCGAGCUGUGCCCGUCCCGCGAUGGGGCGCUCAAGCGGACGGACAACCAGGGAUGGGCGCAUGUCGUCUGCGCCCUGUACAUUCCCGAGGUGCGUUUCGGGAACGUGACGACGAUGGAGCCGAUCAUCCUGCAGCUGAUCCCGCAGGAGCGAUACAACAAGACAUGCUACAUCUGUCAGGAUAUGGGCAAGGGGUCCCGUGCGAACGUAGGAGCCUGCAUGCAGUGCAACAAAUCGGGCUGCAAGCAACAGUUUCACGUCACCUGCGCCCAGCAGCUCGGCCUGCUGUGUGAAGAAGCUGGCAACUAUCUGGACAAUGUAAAGUACUGCGGCUACUGCCAGCACCACUACAGCAAACUGAAAAAGGGAGGCAAUGUGAAAACGAUCCCACCCUACAAGCCCAUCAGCCACGAGGCCAACUCGAGCGAUGGUCCGUCGUCGCCGGAGAAGGAAAUGGAACCGCCCCCACCCCAGCAACACUCCAGCAGCAGUGCGGCCGGAUCAGGUGGAACCGGUGGAGGUGGUGGCGGUGGUGGUGGGGGUGGCAGUGGGGCCGGUGGCAGCAGCAGCUCGAGCAGUGGGCUCAAGUCCAGCAGCCGGUUGUCGGGCGAACCGAGCGUCGGCGGCUCAUCGUCUACCUCUUCCUCGUCAUCGUCCUCCUCCUCCAAGCAGCGCAAGUCCUCGAGUGCGUCGAAAAGUUCGAGCGGAUCGGGCUCCGGCGCAUCGCUUUCGUCGUCCUCCUCGUCCUCGGUGCUGGCGUCCGGCGGGGGCGGUGGUUCCGGGGGCAGUGGGGCCAGUGGUAUGUCCGGCAACUCCUCCAUGUCCACCUCAUCGUCUUCGUCCUCUUCGUCGGGCGUUUCAAGCAUGUCCGGUAGCGGAGGCAGCGGUAGUGUGAGCAACAGUGGUGGCAGUGGAAUCGGUGGCUCGGGCAUCGCCGGAAGUGUGGGCGGCAGUGGUUCCAGCAAGACCAGUUCCGGCUCGUCCGGAGGAACUGGUGGUGGUGGUGGUAGUUCGGGCAGCAGUUCGAAGGAAAAGGAUAAAUAUAGUAAAAACCGCGACAAAAGCUCGAAAUCAUCGAAAUCGUCGAGCAGUAGCAGCACGAGCGGAGGAAGUGGAAGCAAUUUUAACAAUAGUACAAGUACAAGCAGUUCUGCCGGUGGCAGCUCCAACCAAUCGAAGGAUGUCGACAUGGGUGGGACGGCCGGUUCUUCUUCCGGGUCGAUGGGUGCGCUGGGUGCGAAUGCGUCCUCGCAAUCUUCAUCGCAAAGUGGCUACUCGUCGACCGCAGGCGGUGGCGGCAGUGGACCCGGAGGUAGCUCCAGCAGCAGCAGCGGCAGCAGCAGCAACUCCUCCAGCAAACAUCAUUCUGAUAAGCCCGACAAAGGAAGUGGCGGUGGUGGUAGCAGCAGUCAAGGUGGUGGCCCUCUGUCAACGAAUAGCGGCGUCGGAUCGGGACGGGCGGCUUCCCUCUCCCCGGCAGCGAUUCCGACGACGCUCAUCAUUAAGCCACCGCAGGACCACACCGGUGGCAGCGGGAAGGAACCACUGUCCAAGGAAGCGAUUGCAAAAAUGAGCACCUCGAGCAACUUCACCGAAACGAUCGUCGUCAAUUCGGAGUCGGUGUACAAUCAUGCCGGCUCGGGUAGCGGGAACGCUGGUUCCACGUCCGUGAUCGAGAGCGGCAAGCUGGCGAUGGGAGGUUCGGGAGCGGGCAGUGGUGGCUCGGGCGGUUCGUACGGUGGCAGCACCGGCCCCACAGGUGGAUCGUCCACCGGGAGUAGUAGUAGUAGCAGUAGCGGCGGCAAGAAGCGAAAGGCCGAUGCACGCUCGACACCAACAUCGUCGGUCAGCAGUAGCGAGAUGCUGGAUGCUAAUCGUGACCUGAUAAGGGACGUUGCCGUAUCGCUGGUGCCAUUGUCGCUGAGUAAAAACGAUCACAUUGAUCCGUCGUCGAUCGCAUCACACGAGAAGAGUGUGAAGAAGGCGAAAACCGAAACCAGCUCCCCGCUGCCCCAUCCGGCAACGGCGUUGCCAGCGCCGGAACCGAACCUCCAAAAUGUCACACCCAACCUCAUCCAGUCGGCGCACACAUCGAGCAUCAUCUCAUCCGCUUCGUCGUCUUCAGCGUCCUCCUCCUCCGGCAAGCAUCAGCAACAGCAGCAACACCACCAUCAUCAGCCAACGCCUCACUCGCCUCAGCAGCCAGCGUCGUCGCAGCACACACCGAGCCUGGUGGUGUCGGUACCGCUGUCGACGGCUACCGUACCUGGAGUUAAUCUACCCGCUAGUAACAAUAGUAACAGUAGCAGCCAUACCGGCAGUAGCAGCAGCAGCAGCAGCAGCAGUAGCAACGUUAAUCAUAGCGCUAGUAGCAAUAGCAACAGUACACCGAACAUUGUCUCACCAGGACAUCACCAAGGUAGCGAUCGAGGUGGCGGCGGCGGCGGCAGCCACAUCAAUAACAACAACAACAACAGCAAUAGUAACAGUGGUGGCAAUAGCAACUUGUACCAACAGAUUUCACACCGGGCAGGUGAUCAGUUGAUGAAUGCCAGCACGAACCGCUCUAGUCCCGUGAUCCAGCAGCAAUCGACGGCUCAGAACAUCAUUCAGUCGUCUUCGUCGUCCUCCUCCACUGCCGGUUCCUCCUCGUCGUCCACAGUCGGCCCUUCGAUCGGUCACCAUCAUCUCGAACGGCAGUCACCGUCUAUGCGCUCGUCCCCGGCCGGCGUGACGACCGGUGGUGCCAACGUAAUAACCUCCCUGCACCACAGCCAGUCACAGCAGCCGGAUCUGCUUUCGCCUGCGGGCGGUGGCGGCGCUACGGUGCUGCAAAGUGUGUCGCCCGUGCCGAUGAGUACGAUCCAACGCACCUCCUCACCGUCGACACUGCACGCGGGUGACAAUAGCAGCAGCAGCGGCGGCGGCGGCGGAGGAUUAAAGUUUGGCUACGAAAAACAAGCGCCUACGACGAACGCACGGAUAGCGGCCCUGCAGGAGGAGGAAGCGUCCACCGGCCGGCGGUCCAGGUACGGAUCACACUCGAGAGAACGUAGUGGUGGCAAUGGUGGAAACAACUCUACCGGUGGUGCCGGUAACACCGGCGUCGGUGGUGGUGUUUCUAGUGGUGGUGGUGGUGGUGGUGGAAAAACUCGUACAUCCAAAAAGCGUUCACAGCAGCAGCAACAGCAGCAACAGCAGCAGCAACAACAACAACAACAGUCCCAAUUACCACCAGAUCGAGGAUCACCUUCGAUUGGGAUAGAAUCCUCAGCAAGCGGUGGAUCGCAUCGCCGUGGGUCGUCUCCAUCACCUUCACGACGUUCUUCCCAUGGCGGUGGUGGCGGUAGUGGGCAGUCCUACUCGUACGGACCGGCCGUGGAUCGUAAUGUCGAUGACCAUUCACCAUCACGGUAUAAUCCAUCGUCGUCCGGUGGUAGUAAUGCGCCCGCGGCCGGCGGUAACAAUGCCAGCAACAAUGGUAGCGUGCUCUCGAUGGCAGCAGGAACCGGAUCCGCCACCGCGUCGGUGGUCGUGGGAAACUCUUCCUCCCAGAACAGCCACCAUCAUCAACAUUUGACACCUCACCAGCAGCAGCAGCAACAACAACAGCAACAUUCUCACCACCAUCACCACCACCAGCCGCAGCAGCAGCAGCAGCACCAUCACCAACAGCAUCAUCAACAUCACCAACAUUCGCACCAUCAGCAACAUUCCGCUGCGAUGGGCGACAAGCUUUCGUCGGGCGGUGGUACUUCUGCCGCACCGUCGUCGCUUCACUAUUCCACGGGCAGUUCGCAUUCUGCUUCGUCGCAGCAUUCAUCUAGUGCAAUUGCUAACAGUAACGCUUCGAAUGUAACAUCUACCAUUUCAUCUGUCGCUUCCCCUGCCGGGCCUGGGGCUACUGCUGCUGCUGCUGCUGCCGCUGCUUCUGUUGCCACAUCUUCAAUCGCUUCAAUGUCUGCUUCCUCUUCUACUUCCUCUACUGCCCACUCUAACAAUUCUUCCACUUCUGCUGCUGCCAGGAACGAUGGCGGAUCAUCGUCCGCCGGUGUACAUCCGGUCAUCGAAAUGGCGGGCAGUCACGGUGGAUCACAGAGCUAUCAGCAGCACCACCACCACCACACUAGUGGUGGGAUCAUUUCCGGCUACUCUCAAAACGCUAGCAGCAACAGUAGCGCCAGUACCAAAUCUCACCAAAACACCAAUAACGGUAGCAACAUGGAAAGCUUUCACCAGCAGCAGCAGCACCACCACCAUCAUCAACAACAACAGUAUCACGGAGGCGGUUCUGGUUCGCACAGUGUGCUCUCGGGCAGUGGCAACAGUAGUAUUAGUAUUAGUAGCAACAGUAACAACCUUAGUAGCAAUAAUAACACCUCCACUAUCACUACCACCACCACUACCAACACCACAAACAUCACCACCACCAGCAACAGCAGUAGCAAUAGUGGCAACAACAGUAACAGUAAAAACACCACCAUCAUCAGUAGCAAUAGCGGCAACCUGAGUGGCACCGCCGGCAACAGUAAUACUAACAACAGCACCGGAAGCAACCAUAAUAUAUCUAACAGUAGCAGCAGCAGCAGUAGCGGCGGUACCAUCGUAACAGCGGCUGCCAAUCCGAACAAAAAGCACCGGGGGGCUUCGCAUCAUCCAUCAAUCGUUGAACUUUCGCCAUCGCCAUCUACUUCCAGAACGCCGGAAAUGAUCGUAUCCAGCGGCGGUGUCGUCCCCUACAGCAUGAGCUCGACGAUGACAGCGGCCUCUUCCUCGUCGUACGGUGGUAGUUCCGGUGGUGGAGGAGGAGGGCUAAAGUUCUCGUACGAGGCUCAGCCCACGAACCCGUUGUCUGCAGUAUCGACCGCAUCGAUGAUGGGCAGUAGCGGCAGCGUGAUUGCGGCCCCGCAAGUCAAGGAUUCUCCCCCGAGCUCGCCCGGAUCGGAUGCGGGCGGCAGUGCCGCCGGCACAGCGAUCGUUAGCGGUCGGGGAACGAAACGCAACCGUAAGAUGUCUUCGAAUGCGGCGGCCGUGAACAGUGGUGCCGGGGCAGUGCCAACGACAUCGGUAGCAGGACAGACCGGUGGACCGUCGAUUGUACCGGCUUCGAUCGUGGCCGGUGGAAGCGCCGAUGCCAAGGAUGGCAAACUGUUUCAGAACGGAGGCAGCAGUAGUGCGGCCGCCGGCGGUUCGGUCGUGUCGGCUACCCAUAUGUUGGGUAAUCAGCUGAAUCCGAGCAGUAGCGUGGCGCAGAAAAUGUCCGACCAGCUGAGCAUGGAGAUCGAGGCUCACGCGUACGUACCCGGUCCGAUCGAUGCGGUGCCGACACUGAUGGGACCACAAUUCCCGGGAAAGAAUCGCACAAACAAUUCCCAAUCGAUGCCUGUUGGAGCGGGAGGUGGCGGUAACUCGUUAAGCUCGAUGCUAACGGGCGGUGCUACAGCGACGGCGAACGGGAACACUCCGCAAAGCUUGGAGCAGCUGCUGGAGCGGCAAUGGGAACAAGGAUCUCAGUUUCUUAUGGAACAAGCGCAACACUUCGACAUUGCCUCUCUGCUGUCCUGUCUCCAUCAGCUGCGGAGCGAGAACAUUCGGCUGGAAGAGCACGUCAACAAUUUGGUCGCACGAAGAGAUCAUCUGUUAGCGGUCAAUGCUCGUUUGGCUAUACCGCUGAACCCUACUGCGGCGCUGGGCGGUGUUGGGAUGAUCGGAGGAUCGGGCGGAUCGGGUCCGGGGGCCGGAGGGGCAGCGACCGGUGGCGCCGGUGUCGGUGGUGCUGGUAUCGGAUCUCUGCCAGGGCAAUUCAACAACAUCCACGGCAAUGGGCCAAUCGAUGCCAAUGUCAUCACCAACGCGUCGGCAGUGUCGAACCGAUCUAGCCGGGGGCAGCACGGACCGAACCAGCAGCAGCAGCCCGGCCAGCAGGGUCCGGUCGGCCACUUUGGGUCGGGGGCGGGAAGUAAUGCGGCCGGUGGCGGUAUUGGUGGUCUGCCGCAGGAGAAUGGUAUCGAUUUCCGACACACGAACUCCUCGCAUCCGGCCACAAACAGUGCAUCGAUAAGGCGCAACUCUCCUUCAAGCCAACCGUUCCCAUCAGCUACUACUGCAACUGGUGGUGGUGGCGGUGGUGGAACCACACGGGGGGCGCCCUCCACUAAUUCGUCCUCAGCGAACAACAGCACGGUCCAAGCGCAGACAACGGGGGGCACUGGUUCGGGUGAGCCGGUUCUCCCUUCCACCACCGGUACUACAGGUCGCUCGAGCACACUGCGACCGUCUUCCGGCCCAGCCAAUGUAUCGUCCACUGGUAGCAACAGUAGCACCGGCAGCAGCAACAGCAACAACAGCAACAGCAUUUCAACCGGCAACGGACCGACGCCGGCCAUCGGUGGUGGCGCAGGGCUGAACAGUUCCACCGUCGGUCCACCAGCGGGAACAUAUCAUCAGGCGACGCGUGAACAACAACAAACGAUCUACAACACGGCACACCAGCCUACACACCAAUUACGCCGAGACGAUGUUAGUAGCCAUGUUAGAAGUAGCUGAAAUAGCACUGCGCCAAACCAAGCUAGCCGCCGGCACCCGUCGGCCAUUAAUGAAAGCCAUUUUGUUUUCAACCGCCUAGAUUCCGCUCUUGCUCGAGCACCAUCAGCAGGAACAUUUGCAUCAUCAUGCCCAUUCCCAACCCUCCCACCACCAGCACCAGCACCACCACCACCACCAGCCUCCUGUAGCUUCUCUUCCUCCUCUUCCUCCACUACCUCCAACGCAGGCUCCUUUACAUCUUCACCCAUCGGUGACCGGCACAGCGGCCACGCUGCCACCGUCUUCGCAAGGACAUUCGCAACAGAACCAUCAUCAUCAUCAUCAACAGCAGCAACAAUCGAGCAGCAGCAGCAGCAGCAUUAUGUCACAAUCAAAUCAUCCCUCAUCGCCUCAAGUGUUGGUGAGUCGGGUGGGAGUGGCUCCAGUAACCUCCAGCUCCAUCCGAACCGCUCCCACAGCAGCAGCAGCAGCAGCAGCACACGUACCUCCUCGCUCCGUAAGCAGCAACCAUCACCAUCAUCAUCAACAGCAGCAGCAGCAGCAGCAGUCCCACCACCAUCCUCAACAUCACCACCACCAUCUCCAUCAGCACGCCUCCCAUCCGUAUAUGCACGGGAACCAUCUGCAGCAGCAUCGUUCAGCGUCCCCGCCACCAACCGGAAGCGGUCACGGACCGACGACCCAUCCACAUCAUCCGCUGCAACACCACCACGGAUCGCUGAACUCGAUCGAUGGGCCGAUGGCCGGUCGGGGAGCAGCUAUUACUACCACCCCACCACCACCACCACCCUCUCAGCCGGCAGUGGUAGUGGUAGACCGGAUGAUGACCGGUCACUCCCAACGGCCGCCAGCUCACUAAGACGGUGUGCGCAGGUGGUAAGCUUCAUCGAUCGAUUCAUACAAACGAACGGGAAGUGCCGGCGGAUCGGUGGUACGGCAGCGGCGGCAGCAGGCCGUGUUGCUGCGGUCAGCAAACUGUCCGCCUCGAACCCGGCCUGGCGACGUGCGACUGGUGCAAAGUACAAAGAUUUUUCCAUCGAUUUUAUACUGGGCUGUCGUAGUGGUGGUGGUGGUGUAGGUGAAGGACGAUCGUCAGCCCUGGCAGGUUCGUCGUCUUCAUCCCUUACACAGUACCGGAGCAGUGGUGCGGCGAUGGUUGGGAGCUCGAGCAGCAACAGCAGCAGCAGCAGUAGUGACGAUGACGAAGAUGACGGGGACGAUGGCGAUGAAGAGGAUGAUGAGUACGAUAAUGAUGGCGAUGAUGAGACGGAUGAUGAUGAUGAUGAUGAGAGUUGAUCGCUUGUUGGGAUUUAAGAGUGUUACACCACUACCACACUGUUGCUGGGUAGGGUUAAAUGGCGUAAAACCACAAACAGGAUUAUAUUUCUAUCUCCUUCUAUAGAGUUCGGAUAGGUCGAGGACGAAACCUUAGCGUCCUGUUUCCACUCUCUGUCUCUGUGCUCUCUAACAAUCUAUCUAUAUCUACAGCCCUGCUGCUAUCUGUAGUCCGUAGGGAUCGGUUUUACUGAACAAAAACAGAGGGGAUGGAAAUGCACAAUAUUUAAACCAUGCUGUACAUAUACACCUAUAAAGAAUUAUUAACACAAGGAUCGCACACGGUGAAGAAUCUCACCCCGCAUCAAGGUAGGCGUGUUGUAUUUGCAGAUAGAGGAAAUUACUUUUACGCGCGACCCCGUUUGCAGUAGCGUGCAAGCGGUUAGAGGAAGGCUUGUUGUAAUAGGGUAUAUUAACGAACGAAUUUUAAAACGCAAGACAUAUUGAAACAUAUUGCCUAAGUUUGAGCGGAUGGUGUUGCUAUUUCUGUAUCUAUUUUGUGCGAGGGGGGGGGGGCAUUUAGUUUUUGGGUUUAGUUGCAAUGCAAUGCUUUGGUGUGGUCGUCCCUGUUGUUUUUGGGAGUAAGCGCACGACAUUUACAAGGACGCAAGGACGCACGAUGGGGCAAAGUAAACACUCAGGUACACUCAACACGGCAGCAAAUAUUUAAAAAAAACGCUCUCUAAAAAGGAAUGUAGACAAUGUAGAGAAAAAACAGCAAAAUGGCGCAACGGUGACACGUGCGAAGCAGCAGUCGUUUUUUGAUCCAUUUCACUAGUUACUAUUGUCGUUUUGUAGCAUUUUUUGUUUGGUUUUGUUUUUCGAAUGGUGUAUUAUUACGAUCAGUGUGUGUGUGGUAUGUUUAGGUACAACUUUCUACCUUCUCCAGAUUUCUGGUCCAAUAUUUUUGUAUGAUUUUUGUGAGCGAAGUGAAGUGUAUGUCCUCCCUCUUCUACCACUCCUUCUCCAACCCAUUCACUUGCGAAGUCUAUUUCGCGGCUAAUUAGAGAGGGCCAAACAAAUGUGUGUACGGUGGUGGUGUAGUAGGAGAGCAUGCAUCAGCAAUGCGAGUAACGAGACACACACUAACACACAUACACACAAAGAAAUAAAUUUCGAGACCUGCAAGUUUAAGCUACGAUAUUUAAAACCAAAUCUCAUAAACAAUACAAUAGAGUACACAGUAGUCGGCGAGGACGCACGUAGGAAACAAACAGUGAGGUGUGAAAGAGGGAGAAAGAUGAUUCCCACGCCUACUGAGCGAAAUAAAACCUCUUAACACAAUGCAGAGUAAUCCAAUCAGUAGAGUUUGCUCCAGCGGCUUUCGUCCCGGUAGGUGCUGUAAAGCUUAAAGAAAGUGGGAAACCGUGAAAGUAGUGGCACAGAAAAAGCGGUCUGCAGAGAGGACAUUACAAAAGGUGAAGAACGGCAACCGAUCGAUCUGGAAGGUGGGAAGGACGGGAAGAAUUGAACAAAAUGACAUUAUGUAAAAGUAAUCGAUUUAAUAAAUAUUUGACAAAUUCA